UUACACAUAUUCUCAAUGGUGUAGUCACUGCUUUCUGGUUAGACCUCCCCAAGGAAAGAACAUGAGGAAGUGGGGGUUAUGGCAAGCUUGUCAGAAUAGACCUAUGGGAACAUAAGAGUGGCUCCUCAAGGGUCUGCCCAGCUCUCUAUUCUUACUGGAAAAAGCCCAGCUGUCACUGUUUUGCCAUGAUCUCAGUGACACUGUUUAAGCAACACAGAUAUCUGUUUUCCACUCAUCAGCAUUAUAUGCUAUAUGGUGUUUUUACAUGAGGAGACAUGUUCAGGACCUUUCUGCUGAAAAUUGAACUGGAAGCUAUUCUAAGCUAUCAAACUGAUUGUAUUUCUGAUUAAAAAACAUGGCCAUGUUCCAUACAAAGCACAAAUACCUGUGGAUUUACGUUUUGAACUAUGAGUAAUUAGAAAACAAAAAAAACAUGGAGACUGCAUAUGGGACGAGUUUGGAAGAACAUCAGGCACCUGUGGAAAUCUUGACCUUUUCGGCAAAAAAAUCCUCUACAGGAGGAGAGAAUGCUUCAGUAAAACCAUGUCAUCUUAUGUGUGACCUUAUCCCUUUAGAGAUAAGGCCACAGUUGGAGCCAGAUGGGGAUAUACGUAAUCUGAAGAAAAGCUUUACAUUUGACCAUUAUAACACUAUAGAACUAAGUGAGUCUGCAGGGCCUAAACAGGUCCUUGCUAGUGCAGCUCCUGGUACUUCUCAGGUUCUUGCAGAAAAUGAUCUCUCCAUAUCACCAUCAUCAAAUGAAGGCUGUUGCUGUAGCCCUUUACCUUCUGCUCAUGCAGCAGAGAGUCAGUUAUCCCAGACAGAUCAAAUUCAGCCUCAUCAUUCAAUAGACUUUUAUCCUGGAUGUGUACAAAGACGCUUUAAGCCAUGGGAGCCAAUUUCAAAUAGAUCAAUCAUCAGUCAGACAUGUGCAUCAGCCAUUGAGAUCCCUGCUGACCUGCGUCCAAGAAUCUUAGAUUUACCACACAUUGUGAAGCAAAGACCAAGCACUAUCACCUUCUCAGACAGCACCGAAUCAUCCUUCAUCAACAGCCAUGCUUCUCGCAAUGACAGCUCUGAUAGUGAAGAAUCUUCAGAGGAGGAGAAAGAGAAGGGUGACUCUAACCAUGAUGAUUACGGAGAUGGAGAUGAUGUUCACAUCGUCCUUGAGUGGGCUCACAGUAAACAUCUCCCCAUGGCUAAGAAGAAACAGAGGAAAAUGGAUUGCAUGGAUUCAUCAGAUGAAACACACAGCACCUGCGGUUAUGAGGCAGAGGAGGAAAUAAGCAGCAAGGAGGAGUCUCCGCAGGUCACAUCACCAUGGUCUGAGUCAAUGAGACAUCUCAUGAGGAAACUGGACCAGCUUAAUCAGGACAUAGAGGAAGCUCUGAGUGCAGGUUCAUCACCCUCUGACACACCUUGCAUUUCCCGCAAGGUACAGUGUGGUGCUGCUUCAAAGUCCUCAACAAACCAAACCCAGAAUGACACAGAUCUUCACAGAACAGACAGAAGGGAAUGUUGGAUCCAAGACAGAUCAUCUGCUUCUAGCAGCUCCUCAAAAGGAACAAGAGCAAGAAAUAAGAAAACAAUGUUUAACAAAUUGACCAAUCCAACAGGUGCAGAAAUCGAAGCAAAGGAGGCGUGUGACUGGCUGCGGGCAGCAGGAUUUCCCCAGUACGCACAGCUCUUUGAAGAUUCACAGUUUCCAAUUGGCAUCACGCCUGUGAAAAGAGAUCAUGACUUUCUGGACAAAGAUCUGGUGGAAACUCUGUGCAAGCGGCUUAACACUCUCAACAAGUGUGCUUCUAUGAAGCUCGAUGUCAAUCUUCCAAAGAAGAAGAUCGAAGACUCAGAUGAAGAAGACCUCUUUGCUAUUAGUGACAAAUGGACCUUUGAGAGGAGUAGCAGGCGUUGGUCCAGAUUACAGGACAUUGACUGUCUGCUUAGAAAGCACGGAGAAGGACAAACCUCCAAGGACGGGUUACCUCUGCACAAUACUACCAGUAGGGAGAGUGUUCUUACAGAUCUAAGUGAGCCUGAGGUCUCAUCACUGCACAGUGAAAGCAGCGGGGGGAGCGGUCAAAGGGGCCUUAGCACAGAAGACUCUGACUCCUCUACCCGCACCUGCUCAGAUUCUGCAGCAAUGCCAGAUUCUACUUCUCUCACAAUGCCUCACAUCCCCAAAGAGUUUACCCACUAUGACUCUUUGCCUGAUAAACAAGGAAGGACCAGCCGCAUUCGUGCCAAAGACUUCUUGAAGCGCAUGGAGACACUAAGAUCCAGAGGUUCUGUAGUAAGGGGUCGGAAGACAUUGGUCAUCAGCUCUCCUGUCCUGCAGCAGGAGGCUCAGGCGCUGAAGACACUUAAUUGUGUCGAAAUCAUAAAUGGAGAUAGCGGAGCUCCCGAAUUUGUUUCUGGCAGAGAUUUGCCACCCCAGUCUGCUAGUGAGGGUAGUAGUCAUUCCAGUGGCAGCACUGUCAGCACACCCAGUUUAAAAGAACGAAAGCCUCACCGAGCUGACCAAAAGCGCAGUGGCAUGUAUUUGGAAGACUUAGAUAUUUUCUCAGGAAACCAAAUGAACAAAUUUGCAGAACAAAACCGGAGAAAUGAAUUCUGCUCCUAUGAAGAUCUAGUGGUCCACAUUCCUAAAGACCAUAAGCCAGGGACAUUUCCUAAAGCACUAUCCAUAGAGAGCCUGUCCCCAACUAAUGGAGCAUCCAUUAACUGGCACACAGGAAGUAUGCACUUGGACUCCACGCUAAUUCCAUGCAGACAGGAAUCCAGGCCUGACAAGCAGGGCUGCUCCAGAGGUAGCCGAAUAAGUGUCUAUGACAACGUUCCUGGGUCACACCUGUACGCCAGUACAGGAGACCUAAUAGACCUGGAGAAAGAAGACCUCUUUCCUCACCUGGAUGAUAUACUGCUACAUGUAAAUGGUCUGCAGCAGAUAGUGGACCACUGGUCAAAAAAUGUACUACCUGGAGGAGACGGGGCAGUGCAGGUGGAUGGUGAAAAGGAAGAUACGGUACAGCUACAGUCCUCAAGUCAGAUCACGUUGGACUUUGAGGAAAACUCAGUUGCAGAAAGCCAGACUACUCCUGGGGAUGGAGACAGAGAUAAAGUUUCUCUAACUGAGACAGAAUCUACAAGGUUCAGGGAAAGGAGGGAUUCUGGAGUCGGUGCUUCACUAACCAGGCCAAACAGGUUACGAUGGCCAAGCUUUCAGAUAUCCAAUCGCAUAAGUCACUCAAUGACAUCACUACAGAUUACAAACCAGUCAGCAGGCCAGCUGAGUUUGUUGCAGAAGUUUUCUCUUCUUCGUCUUACAGCAAUCAUGGAAAAAUAUUCCAUGCCAAACAAGCAUGGCUGGACAUGGUCUGUGCCAAAAUUUAUGAAGAGAAUGAAGGUACCGGACUAUAAAGACAAGAAUGUGUUUGGAGUACCACUCAUAGUGAACGUGCAGCGCUCUGGGCAGCCCUUGCCACUUGGCCUACAGCAGGCAUUGAAAUACCUGCGAAGUCAGUGUCUUGACCAGGUGGGUCUGUUUCGAAAAUCUGGGGUGAAGUCCCGAAUUCAUGCUUUAAGACAGAUGAAUGAAAGUUCUCCAGAUAAUGUAAACUAUGAGGACCAGUCUGCCUAUGAUGUGGCUGACAUGGUGAAGCAGUUCUUCAGGGAUCUACCUGAACCCUUGCUCACCAGUAAACUAGGGGAGACUUUCCUUCACAUAUACCAGUAUGUACCAAAGGACCAAAGGUUGCAAGCUGCCCAAGCAGCCAUAAUGUUGAUGCCGGAUGAAAACCGAGAGGUGCUGCAAACGCUCCUCUGUUUUCUCAGUGACGUCACUUCCUCCGUGGAGGAAAACCAGAUGACACCCAUGAACAUUGCAGUGUGUCUAGCACCUUCCCUGUUUCACCUCAAUAUUAUGAAGAAGGACAAUCUGUCACCAAAGGCCAUGCAGAAAAGGUAUGCCACAGGCAGACCGGACCAGAAGGACCUGAAUGAAAACUUAGCUGCAGCACAGGGCCUUGCUCAUAUGAUCAUGGAGUGCAAUCGGCUCUUUGAGGUCCCGCAUGAAAUGGUUACUCAGUCGCGCAAUUCCUAUGUGGAGGCUGACUUGCAUGCCCCGACGAUCGAUGAGCUUUGCAGACGGAUAGAUGAGGGUGAUGGGAUCUAUCAAACACAUUUGGACCGGAGACUUCAAAAUUUCCUUAAAGAGGCCAGAGAAAAGUCCAAAUACUGGGUCUCAUGCAAUAGUUCUGAUAACACUGAGCUCUACUACAAAAAGGUGGGGGAUGGAAACCCUUUAAGACGUUGGAGAGUGUCUGUGGAAGUGGAAGCACCACCAUCGGUGGUGUUAAACCGCGUACUGAGGGAACGCCACAUGUGGGACAUGGACCUGAUUCAGUGGAAAGUGUGUGAGACUCUUGAUAAACAAACAGAGGUGUUUCAGUAUGUCCUCAGCCGUAUGCCCCCUCAUCCCAGCAGGGACUUUGUAGUUCUCAGGUCUUGGAGGACAGACUUGCCAAAGGGAGCUUGCUCAUUGGUUUCUGUAUCCAUAGAGCAUGACGACUGCUCUCUAAUAGGAGGAGUUCGAGCUAUGAUCCUAGAGUCAAACUACCUUCUGGAACCCUGCGGCUCUGGAAAGUCACGGCUAACUCAUAUCUGCAGAGUGGACUUAAAGGGAAGAACUCCAGAUUGGUACAACAAAGCAUUUGGUCAUCUUUGUGCUGCAGAGGCUGCAAGAAUCCGCAACUCCUUUCAACCACUGAUCACAGAUGGACCUGAAACCAAAAUCUGACACUGUUAUGUCAAGUGAAUCUAGAGAUCUGGACUGAACUGUCGAAAUAUUGCUAAAAGCCUAACAUGUAAGCAGAGAGAUGAGGUCAGCGUCCUUAAACAAAAGCACAUUUGCAUUGGUAAAAGAUCUCUGAAAACAGUUCAAGUCUUUCCACUUGCACAGGAGGUUAUUUUUAGGUGCUAAGCAUAACUCAUUUAGAAAUUAUUUAUAUUGUCUAGGCUUUCAUGUCUUAAUUUUAUUUUACCUGCAUUUUAUGAAUUAAUUAAUAUUAUUUCAAUAAUAUGUGUAAUUGUUAUUAUUGCUAUUAUUUACAAUGUCCAGGACAUUCAACCUCUUGAAGGCUUCUGAGAAGCAUACAUUAAUCAGUUCCGUUUUAAAUAUAAUGUAAUUUUUUACACACAGGUGUUUGUGUAUUAGUGUAUAUUAUUAUAUUCUGUAAAUAAAGACAGAUUGUAAAUUCUGUACAUAUGAAAACAGGUAAAUAGUAUAUUCUUAUGUUAAUUUCAUGCAUAUUGAUUCUUACAUGGUCAGCCUUCUUUUAAUUCACAUGGUACAAGAUUGUAAGCUGGUUUUACCUUUGUCAUGUAAUGACAUUUUUGAAUAUGUGUAAUUUUAUCACACGCUGACCUCCAAUAGUUGUGGAAAAUAAUGACUGAAGGUUUGACUUGUUCACACCUGCUUUAUGGUACUGACUUAUACGGUCAGACACAAGACACAGUUUUUUUUUUCUUUGUUUAAAUAAACUACCUUUAUUAUGAAA
Molecule: messenger RNA, 5558 nt
Organism: Cyprinodon tularosa
Lineage: Eukaryota; Metazoa; Chordata; Actinopteri; Cyprinodontiformes; Cyprinodontidae
Gene: stard13b
Product: StAR-related lipid transfer (START) domain containing 13b
Exons: 19
Coding region: 434-4798 (1454 amino acids)
Biological process (GO): signal transduction; regulation of Rho protein signal transduction; actin cytoskeleton organization
Molecular function (GO): lipid binding; protein binding; GTPase activator activity
Source: RefSeq, a predicted model, not a curated record